AUGACGUCGUGGCAGCCCCCAGGUCCCCUCAAUGCCAUCAGGAUACUGAGAAGAGCAGACAAAAAUGAUGAUGGGAAACUGUCCUUUGAAGAAUUCAGAGCGUAUUUUGCAGACGGUGUUCUCAGUGGGGAGGAACUGUGUGAGCUGUUCCACACCAUCGACACCCGUCGCACCAACAAUCUUGACACAGAAGAAUUAUGCGAAUAUUUUUCUCAGCACUUAGGAGAGUAUGAAAAUGUCCUGGUGGCACUUGAAGACCUAAAUCUUUCCAUCCUGAAGGCAAUGGGCAAAACAAAAAAAGACUACCAAGAGGCCUCCAAUUUGGAACAGUUUGUAACUCGGUUUUUAUUGAAGGAGACUUUGAAUCAGCUCCAGUCUCUACAGAAUUCCCUGGAAUGUGCCAUGGAAACCACUGAGGAGCAAACCCGACAGGAAAGGCAAGGGCCCACCAAGCCUGAGGUCCUGUCCAUUCAGUGGCCUGGGAAGCGGUCCAGCCGCCGGAUCCAGAGACACAGCAGCUUCUCUCCCGGCAGUUUCUCUCCCGGCAGCCCUCAGUUUACCCUCAGCGGACCAGGCUCACUAGAAGAAGACAACCGGUGGAUGACCCAGAUAAACAGGCUCCAGAACCUGAUUGACAGGCUGGAAAAGAAGGAGCUCAAACUUGAACCCCUGGAGGAGGAAGUUGUUGACGGCAGCAGUAAGUCUCAGGUCCUGCUGGUGCAGCGGCAGCUGACCGUGAACACAGAGGACUCGGCAGGGUUCCAGGUGGCCCUGAAGCUCUACGUGGAGAGUGCAGCUGCUCAGAGUGGGUGUUUGCGUAUUUCUAUACAGAAGCUUUCAAAUGAAUCUCGCUACAUGAUUUAUGAGUUCUGGGAGAAUAGUAGUGUGUGGAAUAGCCACCUUCAGAUGAGUCACAGCAAGACGUUCCAAAGGAGUAACGUGGACUUCCUGGAAGCCCCAGAACUCACGUCUACGAUGCUGGUCCCCGCAUCCUGGUGGAUCCUGAAUAACAACUAGAUGUUCCCACACGUUCUCAUUAUGGUCCAAGUGCAAACCAUGUGUCAAUCAAAAUGUGAAUUAGAGCCCAGCCGGCAUGGCUCAGCGGUUGAGCAUCUACCUAUGACCC
Molecule: messenger RNA, 1126 nt
Organism: Miniopterus natalensis
Lineage: Eukaryota; Metazoa; Chordata; Mammalia; Chiroptera; Miniopteridae
Source: RefSeq, a predicted model, not a curated record